Molecule: messenger RNA, 1902 nt
Organism: Plasmodium cynomolgi strain B
Lineage: Eukaryota; Apicomplexa; Aconoidasida; Haemosporida; Plasmodiidae
Product: DEAD/DEAH box helicase
Exons: 1
Molecular function (GO): ATP binding; nucleic acid binding
Source: RefSeq, a predicted model, not a curated record
CGAGACGUGAUACCGCUAGCCCUGGAGGGGAAAAGCAUUUUAGCUAACUCAGAAACGGGUUCAGGAAAAACGCUAGCCUUCGUGUUGCCCAUAUUAGAAAGACUGCUGCACAGUCCAAACAUAAAAAUGAGAAGUUAUAAUCCGAGGAGCAUAUGCGUAACAAAGAGUUUAAUACUUUUACCAACGAGGGAACUAGCCCUCCAGUGUUACGACGUCGUGAAGAGUAUGACCAAGUAUGUGACAAUUACUUAUUCACUUUUUUGUGGAGGAAUAGACGUAAAGCAACAGGAGUAUGAGUACAAAAAGAAGAAAGAUAUUUUCAUUUGCACCCCGGGAAGGAUCCUAGAUUUAUUGUUAAACUCGUCCAGUGAUUUUAUAAACUACCUAGAAGUGGUAGUCUUCGAUGAAGCUGACAAAUUGUUGGAGUUGGGAUUCAAGGAGGAAUGUUUAAAAGUGUUAGAUGUGUGUAAGUUUAAGAAGCAGAUUUUAUUUUUUUCAGCUACCUUAACUAGGGAUAUCAAGGAGCUAGCCAAUUUUUCUCUUAAGAACCCAAUUUUUAUACAAAGCGGAGUGGAUAAUAGGAAAGUAGAUGCAAAGGGGGAAGUUAUACCCAGAUGCAUUAGCAAUAAAAAAAUCUUAAAGUCUUUUAAAAUUUCAGAAAAAUUAAAUCAAGAAUUUGUAAAUAUUGUAAAUGAAAAAUAUAGAAGAGCAGCUCUACUGCAUCUGUGUAGUAAUGUGUAUAAGAAUCAUGCCAUCAUUUUUUUUAAGACAAAAAAAGAGACACAUCUGAUGUAUUUAAUUUUUUCCUUGUUUAAUUUCAAAUGUGCAGAGUUGCAUGGUUCGCUUACUCAAAAGAAGAGAAUAGAAUCCAUUUUGAAAUUUAAGAAAAAUGAAGUCGACUUUUUAUUAUGUACUGAAUUAGCGUCUAGAGGAUUGGACAUCGAUCAUAUUCUCUACGUGAUUAAUUAUAACUUACCCUCGAACGUUAUUAAGUACGUGCAUAGGAUUGGAAGAACAGCAAGGAUAGGGAAAGAAGGCACGGCGAGUACUCUCUACAGACCUAAUGAAAAAGCGGAUGUGAAAAAAAUCAUUAAAGGAUUGAAAAAAAGCAAAAAUGCUAAAAUAUUUCGGAGGAACAUAUCCAAUGAUAGCAUUUCCCAUUGGGAUAAUUUACUUAGGAAGAAAAAAAAAGAAAUUAAAGAAAUGAUAAAGGAGGAAAAGGAAAACAAAGAAAUUGAUAAAGCCACCAAAUCCAUAGAGAAAAUUAAAAACCUCAUUCAAUUUAAGGACGAAAUUAUGAGUAGGCCUCCCAGGGAGUGGUUCCUGACGAAUAAGGAAAAAGUGCACCUACGGAAGUUAAACAUGAAGAGUGACAUGUCGUGUGGUGACUCCACGGGUGGCAGUCGCAGUGGCGAAGACCAUACUGGAGGGAGGAGCACCCGUAAAAAUGACGCUGGUAAGCAGCGCGCACGUAAAAAUGACGCUGAUAGGAAGGGCGCACGUAAAAAUGACGCUGAUAGGAAGGGCGCCCGUAUUAAGGACUCUGAUAAGCAGAGCACCCGCAAGGCCAAAAAGAAAAGACAAAACAGCGAUGAAGAAGACGACAAAAGCAAACUCAAAAGUUUUCGCUCCAUUAUAAGAGAACUGAAGCUGAACGUGCUGGUAAACGGUAAGGGGAAAAUGGACAAGUCGAAAAAUGCAAAGGGGGUUAGGAAGAACUGGCAAAAGAAUAAGAACGGCGCAGGUGCACGAGGUGGUAAUGUCGGUAAGGGCAUCAAUGGAGACAAUGGCGUCAAGAGGGGCAAAUUUGGCAAUGGCGCUAAGAACGGGAACAACCCACCCCGCAGCACAGUUCAAAAAAAGGAAAAGAAGUUAAAGAAAGCUAUAUAUGAUCUGCAUUAG